GACGUCACCUAUAAAAUCUUUCUGCAAUCGCUGGAAGGAUCAUUAUUUCUGAAACCCUAGCCUCCACCGCACCGAUCAAAACCCUCACAUUUCUGAAUCGCCAUGGGCAGAAAGCGAAGAUCCCGCGCUCCCGAAGGUACACAGGAGUCCGGGCUGGCGGAGGCCAAUGAACCGGCUGUGGAGACGGAGCCGGAUCGGGAGUCUGAGCCUCAAAGUGAGGAUACGCACGAAACAGCGCUUGGAGAAGACCAACCUGUCGGUGAAGAUGUGAAUGAAGAGGGGGGAGAGGGAGAGGAAGAUGGCGAUGGCGAAGAAAGGGAGCUCGGGAAGACGGAGGAGAUGGAUAAAGACGCCGGUGAGGAGAAAAUGGAGCAAGACAGUGAAAUAUCCGAGAAGCGGGCCGUUUCGGAAAAUGGAGUUGAGAAGGAAGGUGAGGACGAGUUAGAGGAAGAGCCGCUGGAGAAGCUUCUCGAACCCUUUUCUAAAGACCAGUUGACGCUUCUGAUUAAGGAGGCGGUUGCUAGGCAUCCUGAUAUAAUGGAGAAUGUUCACAAGUUGGCUGAUGCGGAUCCAGCGCACUGCAAAAUCUUCGUUCAUGGCCUCGGAUGGGAUGCGAGCACGGAGACGAUUACUCCUAUAUUUGGUAAGUACGGGGAGAUCGAGGAUUGCAAAGUUGUUAGGGAUAAAAACUCUGGGAAAUCGAAGGGUUAUGGGUUCAUUCUUUACAAGCACCGGGAUGGGGCGCGAAAAGCUCUGAAGCAGCCUCAGAAGAUAAUUGAUGGUAGGAUGACCUCUUGCCAGCUAGCGUCUGCAGGGCCAGUCCAGACGCCGCCACCUCCUGCCGCAGUUUCAACGCCUCCUGUGUCAGAGUAUACACAGAGGAAGAUUUAUGUGAGUAACGUGUCUGCUGAACUUGACCCAAAGAAACUAUUGGAGUUCUUCUCGAAAUUUGGAGAGAUUGAGGAAGGGCCUUUAGGGCUGGAUAAACAGACUGGGAAACCUAGGGGUUUCUGUUUGUUUGUGUACAAGAGUGUUGAGAGUGCAAAGAAGGCAUUGGAAGAGCCACAUAAGAAUUUUGAAGGACAUAUUGUGCAUUGCCAGAAGGCUAUAGAUGGUCCGAAGCACAGCAAGGGUUUCUUCAACCAGCAGCAUGGCCAGCCCCAACAGCAGCAGCAGCAGCAGCAGAAUCAAGGGUAUUACCACCAACCAGCAAAGAAGGGGAGGUAUGCUGGAAGUAGUGGUGUGGGGCACACUGGUGCGCACCUGAUGGCGCCUAGUGCAGGGCCAGCUGUUCCUCCAGUGGGGUUUAAUCCUGGAGUUCCUCCCGCUGCAUUAGGGCAGGCUGUGGCGGCCUUAUUGGCCACGCAGGGGGCUGGAUUGGGCAUCGGAAAUUUGCUUGGUGGGAUUGGAGGAGGUCCGCAAGGAGUGCCAUCUAUGAUGAAUAAUCCAGGCUAUGGUGGGCAGGGUAAUGCUGGUGGCUAUGGAGGUCAGCCAGGUAUGCAGGGAGGCGGCUAUGGUGGCCAGCCACCAAUGGGUCAAGGUGGUGUUCGGCCACAUCAGGGUGGUGCACCCUACAUGGGCCAUGGUCGCUAGGUAAGUGAAGAUUCUUCAUAAAUGCAUCAAACUUUUAGUUUUGGACUCUGGUGACUCUUCUGAAGUUCGGGCAAUCAUGCAAAUGAAGUCUUUCCUUGUAGCAAAAAGAUAAUGUUUGCCUAAAGAAUAGAGUCUAAAACCUGUAUUAGUUUACUGAACUCCUGUCUGUUGAAUAUUUUUAAAAAUUUUAUCUUAUUUCGGUCUAUUAACUUUUCAAGGGAGUGAGAACUAUCGCUAAUAUUUCUACUUCUUUUUCUAAUACUCUACAUCUGUCUCUCCCUGAUUUUGAAGGGUUUUUAUUUGUCCUUCUCUAUUUCCAACAUUCAUUUUCACCUGAUAAUCUCUUAUAAUUUUGCAAUAUAUUUGACACUCUACACUUUAUGUUGAAUUCUUAUAAAUGCUUUUUUCUUAUUCUGCACUGUCCAAAUUUGGAAUUACUGUGUUGCUUUGUGUUUUAAAUGGGUAUAGUCUGCUAAUUGUAG
Andrographis paniculata is the source of this 2075-nucleotide messenger RNA. RefSeq names its product UBP1-associated protein 2A-like. NCBI's taxonomy places the organism in Eukaryota, Viridiplantae, Streptophyta, Magnoliopsida, Lamiales, Acanthaceae. Gene Ontology annotation, molecular function: RNA binding. The transcript has 2 exons. The record is from RefSeq and is a predicted model, not a curated record. Bases 103 to 1593 code for a protein of 496 amino acids.